UGUAUUCUCAAAAUAAAUAUCAAAAACAUUUUAUAACUUUUUCCAAAAAAAAAUGUUAAAAUUUAUCGAAUCGUUACAGUUUUUGAUUUACCAGUGAAGUUGCGAAGAUGGCGUCUACGGGUCUUCUAUCCAGUUUCUCGCCAUCGUCCUCCUUGCAACUCCGUUCUUCUUUCAACGGCGAUUAUGUAUCUCCGUCUAGCAGCUUCAUCGGAGCAGCUCCGUUCGCUUCCUCUUCUCUAUCCCUUCUCUCCGGUCAGAAGAACUCGUAUCCUCCGAGAAAACUCCACGUGUCCGCCAAGAAAGUUUCUGGAUUAGAGGAAGCCAUUAGAAUCAGAAGGAUGAGAGAGCUUGAAAAAACUUCAAAAGUAAGGAGAAACCCACCGUUACGACGUGGAAGAGUCUCCCCUCGUCUCCUCGUCCCUGACCACAUACCAAGGCCUCCUUACGUUGAGUCUGGCGUGUUACCCGAUAUAUCUCCCGAGUUCCAGAUUCCUGGUCCUGAAGGCAUUGUGAAGAUGAGAGCUGCUUGCGAGCUCGCUGCUCGGGUUCUAAACUUUGCAGGAACUUUGGUUAAACCAUCUGUGACGACUAAUGAAAUAGACAAAGCGGUGCAUGAUAUGAUUGUUGAAGCUGGUGCUUAUCCUUCGCCUCUUGGGUAUGGUGGGUUCCCUAAAAGUGUGUGUACGUCAGUGAACGAGUGUAUGUGUCAUGGGAUACCAGAUUCUCGACAGCUGCAGAGUGGGGAUAUAAUAAACAUCGAUGUCACAGUUUACUUGGAUGGUUACCAUGGAGAUACAUCAAGAACUUUCUUCUGUGGAGAAGUAGAUGAAGGUUUUAAACGACUUGUAAAGGUUACGGAGGAAUGCUUGGAGAGAGGUAUAGCCGUUUGCAAAGAUGGAGCAAGCUUCAAGAAAAUCGGCAAGAGAAUAAGCGAGCAUGCUGAAAAGAACGGCUACAACGUGGUGGAGCGCUUUGUUGGGCAUGGUGUUGGACCAGUGUUCCACUCAGAACCCUUGAUUUAUCAUUACCGAAAUGAUGGGCCUGGGCAAAUGGUCGAGGGACAAACAUUCACAAUUGAACCGAUUCUGACGAUAGGAACCACGGAAUGUGUAACAUGGCCAGACAACUGGACUACUCUAACAGCUGAUGGUGGGGUAGCCGCACAGUGUGAGCAUACGAUUCUGAUUACUAGAACUGGUUCUGAGAUUCUUACCAAAUGCUGAAACUAUUCACUUUUGUCUUUCUUUCCGUUUCCCUCUUUGUUAAAUGUUGAUUUCUUCAGGCUCUUAAUGGACCAUGAAAUCAAAUAGAAUAUACCUCCAUAUGGUUUAUGAUAAAUCAUUUUCCGUCUGUCGGUUUUUUUUUUAAGUUUACUUGUAGUAUCUGAUUUU
Messenger RNA from Brassica rapa (field mustard), 1391 nucleotides. RefSeq names its product methionine aminopeptidase 1B, chloroplastic. NCBI's taxonomy places the organism in Eukaryota, Viridiplantae, Streptophyta, Magnoliopsida, Brassicales, Brassicaceae. Gene Ontology annotation, cellular component: chloroplast. Gene Ontology annotation, molecular function: metalloaminopeptidase activity. The record is from RefSeq and is a predicted model, not a curated record. Gene Ontology annotation, biological process: proteolysis.